Molecule: messenger RNA, 1389 nt
Organism: Ascochyta rabiei
Lineage: Eukaryota; Fungi; Ascomycota; Dothideomycetes; Pleosporales; Didymellaceae
Product: Lissencephaly-1
Exons: 3
Coding region: 1-1389 (462 amino acids)
Biological process (GO): microtubule organizing center organization; establishment of mitotic spindle orientation; nuclear migration
Cellular component (GO): nuclear envelope; kinetochore; cytoplasmic microtubule
Molecular function (GO): dynein complex binding; microtubule plus-end binding
Source: RefSeq, a predicted model, not a curated record
AUGAGCGCCAUCCUGACAGACCGGCAAGCCGAGGAGCUGCACAAAGCCAUAAUCGCAUACCUCGGCGUCAUCAACGCGCCAAACACGGCAGCCGCCUUCCGCGACGAGGCCAACGUCGCCGACAGCUUCGACGACGCGACGCGCAAAAAGUACGAGGGCCUGCUGGAGAAGAAGUGGACCAGUGUCGUGCGCCUGCAGAAGAAGGUGCUCGAGCUCGAGCAGCGCAACCAGAGCCUACAGACCGAGCUCGACUCCACCACGCCCACCUCUCUCCUGCGAAAGAACCAGGACCCCACCAGCUGGCUACCCCGCGCGCCCGCGCGGCACACCCUCCAGUCCCACCGCUCCCCCAUCACCUGCGUCGCCUUCCACCCCAUCUUCUCCUCGCUAGCCUCUGGCUCCGAAGACACGACCAUCAAGAUCUGGGACUGGGAGCUCGGCGAACUCGAGAGGACCGUCAAGGGCCACACCAAGGGCGUGCUCGACGUCGACUUUGGCGGCCCCAGAGGAGGCACUCUCCUGGCCUCUUGCUCCAGUGACUUGACCAUCAAGCUCUGGGACCCUUCAGACGACUACAAGAACAUACGGACCCUGCCAGGCCACGACCAUUCUGUCUCUGCCAUUCGCUUCGUUCCCAGUGGAGCCGCGGGCUCGCCCUCGUCCGGCAACCUGCUCGUCUCCGCCUCUCGAGACAAGACACUGCGCGUGUGGGACGUGACAACGGGCUACUGCGUCAAGACGAUACGUGGGCAUGCUGACUGGGUACGAGACGUAGCCCCCAGCUUUGACGGACGAUGGCUCCUCUCCGCCGGUAACGACCAAACUGCGCGCCUCUGGGACGCCAACUCGGGAGAAGCAAAGUGCACUUUCCUCGGCCACGAGCAUGUAAUCGAAUGCGUCGCAAUAGCCCCGCCCGUCGCCUACGCCCACUUGGCGUCCAUGGCGGGUGUCAAAAAGGCCCCGCCGCUUAGCAGCUCAGCAGAGUACGUCGCAACGGGGUCACGAGAUAAGACCAUCAAGAUAUGGGAUGGCCGGGGAACGCUCGUCAAGACGCUCGCUGGUCACGACAAUUGGGUACGAUCGCUUGUCUUCCACCCUGGCGGCAAGUAUCUUCUGUCAGCCAGCGACGACAAGACCAUACGAUGCUGGGAUUUGACACAGGAAGGGCGGUGCGUGAAGACCGUCAUGGACGCUCAUAGCCACUUCGUCAGCUGCAUGCGAUGGGCGCCCAACGUAGCCAAGGAUGUUCCAGUCAACGGGGACAGCUCAAACGGCGCAGCGUCGAGUGCCGCAAACAAGAAGAGAGAGGAAGACGCUGCCAAGGCCGGGAUCAGAUGCGUCAUCGCCACAGGCUCUGUUGAUCUCAACGUUCGCAUCUUUGCAUCGUGA